This is a messenger RNA of Nymphaea colorata (pocket water lily), 1383 nucleotides long. RefSeq names its product E3 ubiquitin-protein ligase AIP2-like. Gene Ontology annotation, cellular component: cytoplasm. Gene Ontology annotation, biological process: protein ubiquitination. The record is from RefSeq and is a predicted model, not a curated record. Gene Ontology annotation, molecular function: ubiquitin protein ligase activity. Lineage: Eukaryota; Viridiplantae; Streptophyta; Magnoliopsida; Nymphaeales; Nymphaeaceae.
AGCACGUUAAGGGCAGAAGGGCGGGCGAUGGCCUCCUUCGUUUGGUCGUUCGGUUGCCCCUCUCCCAAGAAACUGUCGCGUGUAUGAAAAUCUAUAUAAAUUCGAAGCAGAGGGGCAGCGACAGAGGGAAAAGGUGGGAAUUCUUCCUGAGAACCCAUGGCUUCCGAUGGUCAAUUGAUCCGUACUUUGGAGGAUUUGCAGAGGAAGCUCAACAGGAAACAGAGCUUCGAGGAGGCCGUCGCUUCGCUCCGGGAGAUCCUUCAGGAAUCCUACGCCUCGUCUCCUCCCUCGGUCCAAUCGAAGAUAUAUUCUGUAAUCUCUAGAGUGUCUACCGUACUAAAGACAAGGUAUACUGCAAGUGGUUACUGGCUUUCUGGGCUGAGGUUAUUUGAAGAGGCUGAGCGUCUUGUUACCAAGCCUUCAGAAAAGGAGCAUUUAACUGCAUGUGCAACUAGUGCUCGCCAAUAUUUGCUCGAGUCUGAAAAUCAAUCUGAUUCUGCAGACUCUGCUCAAAAUAAUACAAAUUCAAGAUUUCUCUUCGAGGGACAUCUGACAGUGGGAGCUGAACCUCCACCACCUGCAUGGCUUGUUGCACAAAAUGUCCUUACAGCCUUGGCAGUCACGCAAGAGUUGGGUGAUGAUGGAGCUGGAUCUUCACAGCCACUAGAACAUCUCCGGGAAUCAGCUGAUGCAGCGACAAGGGUGUACCUACAAGAGGUGGUAAACAGUAUUGAAGGAUUCAGAGGGCUAGAUGCUCUUCAUAGUGCAAUUGAGACUUCCUUGCAGGAAAUUGGUGCUGGACCAGAGAAACCUCCACCAGCUUCCAAGGCGGUUGUUGCCAAGCUUCCAAUCAUUGAAGUAACUGAUGAAAUAUUAUCAAAGCUUGGAAAAGAAACUGAAUGCGCAGUUUGUAGAGAGAACUUGGUUGCAAAUGACAUGAUGCAGGAGAUGCCUUGCAAGCAUUUGUUUCACCCAAUUUGUUUGAAACCAUGGCUGGAUGGGCACAACUCCUGCCCAAUCUGCAGAUUCGAACUGCCAACAGAUGAUUAUGCCUAUGAGAGCCGCAAAGAAGAGAAAGAAGAGGAGGAAGAACGUAAGGGUGCAGCAAAUGCGGUCCGUGGGGGAGAGUAUAUGUAUGUAUGAACAUCAAGCUCUAAAGAAAUCACAUGUUAUGUAUUAAUGUGGUUGUUCUUCAGUUUAGCAGAUCAAAAAUGGGUAUUCUCAAGGUGCCUGCUUUGCCGACAAGAUUGCGGAGUCUUGUCUGUAUGUGGCUUUUCGAAUUAGCCCAUUUUUUGCAUUGUUAGUGCAUAAUCCUUCAUUUGUUAAAAGUGUGACAGUAACUGCAGCCAAUGCUUCAUGCAAGUUAUACACGGAUUCAUCAAA